AUGAAAGAUGAGGAGAUAAUCCAUUCAUGGCUCUCGCGAAUCCACUUCGAGGAAUACGCCAAUAACUUCAUCCGUGCCGGUUAUGACAUGCCCACCAUCUCCAGAAUGACACCUGAGGAUUUGACAGCAAUUGGUAUCACAAAACCACAGAAGAGACAAAUUCUCAAAACAGAGAUUCAAAGGCUUAGUAUCGCUGAUGGGAUUCCCUCUUUCAAACCCAACUCACUUCUGGAGUGGUUGAAGAUAUUGCGUUUGGAGGAGUACUUCCCAAUUCUAUGUCAACAGGGAUAUGAUUCGAUCGAUAGGGUGACUGAGCUGGCCUGGGAGGACCUGGAGGAGGUGGGCAUCACUAAGUUAGGUAAU
Molecule: messenger RNA, 363 nt
Organism: Oppiella nova
Lineage: Eukaryota; Metazoa; Arthropoda; Arachnida; Sarcoptiformes; Oppiidae
Source: the annotation of a GenBank genome assembly